Messenger RNA from Cladocopium goreaui, 864 nucleotides. NCBI's taxonomy places the organism in Eukaryota, Dinophyceae, Suessiales, Symbiodiniaceae. The record is from the annotation of a GenBank genome assembly.
CAUCCGCACACGCGCUGCAAGUGCUGCAGUGGCGGCUGUGACCCUAUGGAGCAGUCCAGGAAGUCGAGCUGCCUGGUGCGCACCCAUGACCCAGUUUGGCUCCCGGCUGCAGGGCCCAAAGCAGGUCCCAGCUGGGCUGAGAUAUUGCACCAACUUCAUCACUCGAGAGGAGGAAAGCGAGGUCCUGCAGGUGCUGGAUGGACCAGGAGCCGCUUGGAUGCGGAAAAUCCGCCGGGCGCAACAAUUCUUUGGCGUGGUCUACUACCAAACUUCCCAAGCAGUUCCCGAGCUGCAGCCUACCACCAGCAGCUCCCAAGAAGCACAAGAAGGACGCAGCUUAAAUGAGCUGCCUGAGUGGUUGUUGCCACGAGUAAGGUCCCUGGGGCUGUUUUCCCAACCGGGACAAGGCAUCAACCAGGUCUUGGCCAACGAAUAUUUGGAAGACAGCGGCAUUGGCAGCCAUGUGGAAGACCCAGCGGCUGGGCCCACCAUCGUCACCCUGUCGCUGCUGCAGCCGGUUCAGCUGACCUUGCAAGCGGCCGAGAACGGCAGACCCCGACACCGAGAUGCCAGGGAUCCCGAGGACUACGUGAAAAUCCUCUUGGAGCCCUUGAGCUUGCUGGUCUUGGAAGGUCCCAGUCGUUUGAAUUUCACCCAUGCCAUUCGCCAGUCGAAGCGAGUACCGCUGCGUGACGGUCGCGUUUUGCGACGGGAGAAGAACUUCCGGCGCGUGUCGCUGACCUUUAGAGGCAUUGUUUCUGACCGACGUAGUGCAACACGUUCUGAUUUCCCGGAGGGCUACCAGACCUAUUCAGUGCGUGGUGCAAGCGGAUGAAAGUCUCAUAAAAUUGGAGCUUGUGGGUG